Molecule: messenger RNA, 1299 nt
Organism: Closterium sp. Naga37s-1
Lineage: Eukaryota; Viridiplantae; Streptophyta; Zygnematophyceae; Desmidiales; Closteriaceae
Source: the annotation of a GenBank genome assembly
AUGGGAACUCUUCACGAGACAAAUCCCUGCCAUCACUCCCUUGGCACCAUCUUCGCGUCAAUUCCCGACGAGGUUUCCCACGAAGCGCUACUGCGUCUCCCGCGCCACCUGCACGGCGCGCUCAAGACCGUCUCCAAGUCCUGGAGCUCCGCCGUGUCCAGCGGAGCGUUCUUCCAGGCGCGAGAGGCGGCGGGUGUGGUCGAGGAAUGGCUCUUCGUGCUCCCAGAGGACCCCGACCAGGGCGCGUUCCGCGCCUUCGACCCAAACUCGCACUCAUGGCACGCCGUGCCGCCCAUUCCCGGCCGUUCCAAGAACGAGGGGCUUUCGGAAUUUGCGACGGUGGCGGCGGGUGGGAAGAUGUACGUCCUUGGCGGCUGCGAGCGCGUGACGUCAUCAUCGCCUUCGGGGUUGAGCGGUGCAGGAGUCGCGACGGCGCGGGUGCGCGUGUUCGACCCCGUCGCGUGGCGCUGGGACUUCUGCGCGCCGAUGAGCGAGGCGCGCAUCUCGCCGGCUGCAGAGGUGCUGGACGGCCGUUACAUCGUGGUUACGGGAGGGCAGGGCCGACACGCGUUCCUGCGAUCCGCCGAGAUUUUCGACGUGUACACCGGUGAAUGGCGGAGCAUCAGCGCGAUGCACGCCGUGAGAUGCGGGCACCGCGCCGUGGUGCUCGGGGGGCAGCUGACGGUGAUCGCUGGGGAGGUGCAGCGGCACGACAGCUCGACUGCUGACGUCAUGGGCUUACGUCAUGACGGAGACGGACACGCGCGCGAGAGCACGGCGUCAAUCGAGGUGUACGACCGGCAGAGCGACCGGUGGGACCUGGUGCCCAACGCUUGGAUCGACGACGGCAAGAUCCCGGGCCCCAUGGCCGUGCUCAACGGCGACCUCUACGCCGUCCACCAGUCGCGCCUCGUCGUGCGCGACGCCGCCACGGGCGAGUGGCGCAAGUGCGGGCCUAUCCCCUCGCUCCACGUCAGCAGCACGGGCGUGGGCAGCUUCGGGCGACAAAACAGCGCGACGCGCGGCGUGGGCAUGGUUGCUUUCCAGGGGAAGCUGUUCUUGCUGGGCGGCGCGCGCGACGCGUGGGGCCAUGGCGGGAGGGUGGGUUUGGAGGAGGUGUUUUGCUGGGACCCCGAGGAGGAGGGAAGGCGCGGGCGGGAGGAGGAGGCGCGCAGGCCCAAGGGCCUUGCCGCGCCCAUGUUCAUGCGCCCCAGCGAACGGCUGCUCAACUGGCACGCCGUUGGGGGCAUGGGUGGCGGCAAGGGAGCUAUUCUCGGGUGCGCCGUGCUGAGAGUGUAA